CCAGGAAACAGACAACAGGCGCUGUGCCGUGGGAGCUGGCUUGGGGCAGCUCCCCAGGCCGCGCCCUCGCUCCUGGCCCGCCGCCGCUGCCCCUGCCCGCGCGCUCCCCCUCCCGCGCGCCGCCGCCGUUGCUGUGGGCGGGGGCCGUUGUGGCCGUUACUGAGGCGGGCCCGGGGCGGUGUGCGCCUGCAGAGGAGGGGCGCGAGGCGUGUCCCCGCCCGCAGACGGCAGCGCCACAGCCGCGAGGCGCUACCCGCCGCCGUGUUCUGCCGCUGUAGCGGCUGCCCCAGCCACGCUGCGGCCCGGCGGCUACCAGAGACUAUUAUCAUCAGAAGAGUGAUGGCAGAAAUCAAUUCUCCUGUAAAUAUCAAGGAAAAGAUCAAUGCAAUCCGAUCAGUUGUUCCAAACAAAAGUAAUAAUGAGAUAGUUCUGGUGUUACAGCAGUUUGAUAACAAUGUAGACAAGACUGUUCAAGCUUUCAUGGAUGGCAGUGCAGCUCAGGUUCUAAAGGAAUGGAAUAUGACAGGGAAAAAGAAGAAAAAUAGGAGAAAAAGAAGCAAAUCUAAACAGCACCAAAGCAAUAAAGAUCCUAAAAACAAGAAUGGUGGACCUGAGAAAGCAUCUCAAGAGCCCCAGGGGAUAUAUGACUGCUAUCUGAAUGGAUGCUCCAAAGACAGCUCUUGCAGUGGUUCUGCCCAUAAGAAACUGGAAGCUGCUUCUUGUGACAAGAAAGGCUCAGGGUUUGGAGAUUCAGCACGAGUCUGUUCAGAAAUCCCAGUCAAAGAACAAGGACACCAGAGAGUAUCUGUGGAACUAAACCCAAAGUCUGUGAACGGAGUAGAACAGUCUGAGUCUUUUCAGUCAUCAGUACAACUCCAGUGUAACCUAAGCAGGCCAAAGUCAAAACCUUCCUCAGUUAAAUCUUCUUUCUCGGUGAAAUCAUCCAGUGCUACAACUUCACUUGAAACAAAGACAGAUGAUUCAGUCAAAAAAAGAGGGCCAAACAUAGAAAAAUCAGUAAAAGACCUGCAGCGUUGCACUGUGUCUCUAACCAGAUACCGUAUGAUGAUCAAAGAGGAAGUGGAUAUUUCAGUGAAGAAGAUCAAAGCUGCUUUUGCAGAAUUGCACAGUUGCAUCGUAGACAAAGAAGUGUCAUUAAUGGCAGAAAUUGAUAAAGUUAAAGAAGAAGCCAUGGAAAUUCUGACUGCUCGGCAGAAGAAAGCUGAGGAGCUGAAGAGACUGACAGACCUAGCCAGUCAGAUGGCUGAAGCACAACUGUCUGAACUCAGGGCUGAAAUUAAGCACUUUGUGAGUGAACGGAAAUAUGAUGAAGAGCUGGGCAGGUCUGCCCGAUUUUCCUGUGAUACUGAACAGCUGAAGACCCAAAUUCAGCUCUGUGGAGAAAUUUCACACCCAAAGAACAACUAUUCCUCAAGAACACCAUGUAGUUCAGUGCUGUCUUCAAUGACUUCACAUGCAACAACCAGCAAGCAAAAUACGCACACCCGGAAGUCCUCAAGUAACAUCAAGAACUCUGAUAAUAAACCAGUCAGCACUAAAGUACAAAGUCAUCUUUCUUCCAAUCCUACAGAGUCUUCUUCCCAAGGAAUCCCAACAAAUAAACAGAAUGGGCCUUCUAUCCAGAGACGAAGAUUCAACCCACAGCACCAAAACAUCCGACUCAAUGGAUCUCUUAAGUCACAAGGUGCCAAUAAUGAGGCAGAUCAAAAUAAUACAAAGAGUGGUUCCAGGUCUGAACACAGAAGACAACAGCAUAACAGUUUCAGAUCUAAAAAUAAAGGAGCCAUGAAGAAUCAAGAGCAGCCCACAGCUACAAGGAUCACAGAGUAUCCGACAUAUUCAGAAAAGACACGACGAAAGCAUCAUACACCAGACGCUGCAGAUCACAGGCCUUUCCAAGGCAGUGUUGGCAGGGUGUCACAAUGCAAUUUAUGCCCUGCAAGGAUGGAGGUCUCUGCUGAUGCUACUGUUCUUUCAGUGCCAGCUGUGACUUUGGUGGCUUAAAAUGUCACCAUGAUGGCAGGCAGAGAAAUUUAAUCUCUUCAUUUUAGUUUAUUACUCAAGAUGCUUGUUGGUGAAGAAAAUAAGAACAUAAUCAUCUUCAGUCUGUUGCUGCUUAAAACUUGUCAGUGUCUUUAUUAAUUAUUAAUUAUCAAAUUUAAUUCAUACUUUCAAGGCUUUGCCCAAAUAUGUUCACACUUUGUCUUGACAGUACAGAAUCUUAUCAAAGCAGCAUUUACUUUUUAGAAAAUGAAAUCUAGAUUGGAAAAAUAAAUUUAUAAUUAAAUUCAUAGUAGCAAAAAACAUGUUGUAGAUAUGUGGUUAUACCAGUCAGCAUUAUUGAUUUUUAGAGCAGCCUGUAUUAGAAGGAUCCCAGAAAGUCUAUAUGCUGUGGUCUGCAAUGAAAUCAAAUAAUCUUGUAGAAUUCUUCAGCAAAUCUCUAUACACCUAUUUCUGUGUGUGUAUACACAUACAUGCAUGCACACUGUAUACACAGAGAGCAUUAUUAUAUACAAGAACAUUUGAAAAAGCAGUACAUUUCAUUUUAGUAUAUUAUUCCAUAAUCUCAGAUGAUUAAAUUCAAGUAUAAAUUGUAUUAAAUGUAUUACAUAUUGGUAUUUUUCAUUGACAAACUAUUUUUAUGAGACUGAUGAAAAAUGCUCAUUUCUUAAGUUUGGAAUGUAUAUAGUCAUGGCUAUUCAGAUGCACAGCCCUAUUCUCCAUCCUUAUCAGUCACUUUUCUAUGACUAGUUGGAUUUAUUUUUUUGCAUAUGAAAAGUGUUCUAGACUUGAAUCCAAAUUAGUUUUCUAUAUUUUUGCUGUAGGAACCAUCUGUCCAUAACAAGAGCUAUGACUAAGAAACUUGUUACAGCAACAUGCAGCAGAAUGUGGAGGUACAGAUUUGAGCAGAUACUACAUGCUUCUGAGUUUUUUAUUAAAAUAAAAAUCUUACUUAGUCUUAAUGUUCUGAUUCUGUAUUACAGAAAUCCUGUUUCUUCCCAAAAAUUAAAAUCUUUCUAAAAUAUCCUGGUGUUUUGCUGCUUUGCAGUGCCUAAUGUUUGUGGUUGUAUUGAAAUUGUACUUGUUUAAUUCAGCUGGUAUCAGCAGAAGCUUUCAGCUGAGUUUGGACUGGACUAGGCUUUUUGCUUUUAGCUAGAUUCUAAUGCCACAAGUGCACAGAACAGAACCUUCCCAUGAGGGCUGCCUCCCUCCUGGACAUACUUUUAAUACCUCAGUAUGUUAAAUAACUUCUUUCAGAAUCCAGGCCUGGCAUCAAGUGAACUAGUGGUCCCAAGUGUCAGAAUCAGAAAGGUGUAAAAGGUCAAUAAGACCACAACACAUGAGUAGCUUUAAAAGUGUAUUCCUAGGUUAUUGUUUGCUAUUGCUUUUUACCAAUUUCCUCUGCCUAAUUUCUCGUAGCUGACUGCAAACUUCCUUAGUACCAACUGGUGUACUUUUCCUCUGUGGCCUUUGAAAAAUCAUCCCAAAAGUGUAGAGCGAGGUGCAUUCCUUAUGGGUGAUUUUGAUUAUUUUUAUUUCCCAUGAUAUCUGUGUACGGUUUCCCACAUGUGAAUAUUGGUAAAACACAAUUCUAAAAGGCAAAUACUUCGUCUUCAUCUGGAAGAGUGGUGAAAGAAAAAUAAACAUGCUCAGGUAAACACUGGCUUGCUUAGCAUUGCAAGCACUACUGCUAUCCUAAUUACCUAACAUACUUCUAAGCUGAAUGCUUUGAGUAAAUAGAACGGAAAUUCCAGAAUCCAUGUUGUACACACCUAUCAGAUAGGUGGCUUUUGAAAAUGUAUCUGCUGCCUUACCGUUUGACCUGUAACCUCGCUGUAAGAGAUGUAAUUAUAAUUUCCAUGCAGAUAUUACACGGGAGUCUUCCUUACAUAAUUUGUGAAAUUUAUUUAGAUUUCUUCUUGUAACCCCUCCUAAAAAAAUCCAAAUUCUAUCGUAUCUGUAAUGACAUUUACUCCUUCCUUAUAGUUUCUCCACUUGACAGGGUUAUUGAUAGUUAUUUUAUUCUGUCAGUCAGCUUCUCCCAAGCAGACUUCUGCAAAUAAAUAAAAUCUGUAACAUAAGUCAUAACCCAGCACAACAGAACCCCCUUGCACUCUUCAGUCCUAGCGAACCUCUCUGCUGGAGGCUCAAUAUGGGACAGAUCCAGGACUACUAGGUGAGUGUUUCUCUUCAGACUGCAAUGCAGACACAUUUUCUUUCAGCUGUCGGUUUCCUGGAGAGAUUAAAUUCCAUUUUACUUCCACAGUUUAUAAGGCUUAGGGUAGGUAAGAGCAAAGCUAUUUUUAUAGCAAAAUUCACCACAAAGGUUAAUGCUAUUCAGCAAGCAUAGAACUAUUUAACAUCAGUCUAUCAGCAGAGAGAAACUUAGCAAGAUUCAUAGGUAUUAAAAACAACGCCAAAAGUGCCUACUGAGAUGAGUUAAAAGGCCAUGUUUGUACCACAUCCAAUUAAAAAUAAAUAAAAUCGAGUCCCUCAAUAAUUCAUCUUGCUCUGCCUCUCCCCCACAGCCACUUUCUUGAUUAAUCUAUUGAAAUUCAAGGGAAUUCUUUUUUCACUUAUUGGGGUUUUUUUUCUUUUACCUGUGAGCAAGUAAGUCUAGAGGCAAAGAAACCUUAUU
Molecule: messenger RNA, 4660 nt
Organism: Colius striatus (speckled mousebird)
Lineage: Eukaryota; Metazoa; Chordata; Aves; Coliiformes; Coliidae
Gene: SPATS2L
Product: spermatogenesis associated serine rich 2 like
Exons: 12
Coding region: 340-2025 (561 amino acids)
Cellular component (GO): cytoplasm
Molecular function (GO): protein binding
Source: RefSeq, a predicted model, not a curated record